Messenger RNA from Danio rerio (zebrafish), 2496 nucleotides. The record is from RefSeq and is a predicted model, not a curated record. Lineage: Eukaryota; Metazoa; Chordata; Actinopteri; Cypriniformes; Danionidae.
UUUUUUUUUUUUUUCUUUUUCGGACAUGUGACUGGUGUAAGUAUCUAAAGCGUCACUUCUACAUCUGCAGUGAGUCUCCCCUGCCCACCUGUCAGACGGACACCCUUCUCCACGCUCAGUCAUGGGACGAGUAAAUAAUUCAACACUCCAUGCGUAUCAGAUGUGGUCUCCUCUCUCUCUCUUUAUUUCGUACUCCCUCUCUCUCGUCCUCUAAUAGGCAUCAACAAGUCUCUGAAGACAUCAGUAGAGUGUGUUAUCUGUGUAAUAACUGCAGCGUGAAAACUUUCACUAUCACAGAAACAGGAUGUCUGGAGUGAACAGUGACCUUUUACACAGAUCAACUUUGAGUGUUUAUAAUAACCUCAUGGAUCAGUUUAAUCCUGGCUUGCAAAAGCUGGUCACUUUAGGAAACAGCUACAUCAAAGCUUUUCAAGCGUUGGCUCUGACAAGCGAAGCCUACUUCAGCGCUCUUGCUAAGAUGGGCGAACAAGCUCUCAGCACACUAUCAUCUAGAUCACUCGGCGACGUGUUGAUCCAGAUAUCAGAGACUCAGAGGAAGCUGACGGCUGAGGCAGAGGGAGUGUUCCGCUGGUUCCAUGUGGAGGUUCUGCAGGCCAUGGACAAGAACGUGAAGCUGGACGAGGAAUACAUUGAGGGCAGUCGUAGAGUGUAUGAACUGGAGGUGAGGAAUCAGGCGGCAUCGCUGGAGCGUCAGCUGAGACGUGGUGCCUUCAGAGACUCACUGGAGAGCAGCGAGUACAUGCAGUACCUGAGGCAGAGUCAGCAUGAGAUUCUCAAAGAGGAAGAAAGGAGAUAUCGUUUCUUGGCUGAGAAACAUUGCGGACUUACACAGUCACUUCUAUACCUUAUCAAUAAGACGGGAGUAUCUCUCCAGCAGAGAGCAGAUGGAUGGAAAGAGAAAGUCAGCGAGAGCAGAAGCUCCAGACCUCGAACGCCCACUCCAUUAGAUCAAGAGGCUCAGUUAAAAAGUUCUGUGGGCUCUCUGCUGCAGACUGGAGACCGAGAAAUGGACCGCGAACCUCUGGGGAGAGUGCCCUCUAGAGCCCCGUCUCCUCUCCCCAGUCGUUCCCGCUCCAGCUCUGUGGGCGAGUCUUUAGGUCUGGGCGGCGGUCGCUCCAUGAGGGCCAUCGUUUCACAUCCCGCUUCAUCCAAUCCGGUCCUGCUGCCGUUUGCCCGUGGCGACCUGUUGACUGUGCUCAUACCAGAACCACGCAAUGGUUGGCUGUAUGGACGCCAUGAUCCAAGCCUACGCCAAGGCUGGUUUCCUGCUGCCUACGUGGCAUCCACUGAAGACUUUCUACCUGUGGGCUUAAGUAUGUCACACCGAAGCCACAGCAUGAACAACCUCCUGGAGCCGACCAGCCAAUCAGAAUCCGACACCCAGACCUACAGUGAAGUUUCUUCUCCAGUGGUCUCCAUGCGCCGUGCGUCGGCAGACGUUCGCUCAGUAUCUCCCCUCCCCGAAAAGAAGACAGAGUCCAACAACGAGCUCAAGAGCGGCCAGAAAGUCUUCCACGAGAUUCCUGCUCCAGCCACACAGCUGCGCCGUGGCUCGGCCGAUGUUCGCUCGAUAUCUCCUCUCCCUGACAGGAGGGCGGAGUCUCAUUUUGAGAGCAAAGUGGAGCUCAAACAUUACAACGAACUUCCACCUCCAGCUCCACCCCUUCCAAACUCUCCUCUGCCUGAGCGAAAGACUGACUCAACCUCAGAGAGGCCAAGUACCCAAGGACAACCACCAGAGCACCCUCUUUUUCCCAGAGGAUCAAAUCCAUUUGCCACAGUGAAGCUUCGUCCCACUGUUACCAAUGACAGAUCCGCUCCACGAAUCCAGUGACAGUAAUCGAUGUGGGGAAAGUCAUCACCUGCACUCUGACUGGUUCAGAGUCUGCAUCAAAUAUCAAACACAGUUUGCUGAUCAUUAUAAAAUGAAAGUAAAAAAAAAAAAAAGAUUUUUAAACUUACAGGCACUUUUUUAACUAGUGUAGUAUUUACUUUGAAGAGCUAGUGCAUUAGUAUCUACCAUUUUUUUUUUCUGGAAGUGUUUUUAAAAUAGAUUUUUCACAUAAAAAAUAAAAAUUUUCUGUACCUUAAUUUUUAAAAAAACAUUACAAGCCACGAACCAAACAAAUCAGCUAUAGGCAGAAGUAUCUGAAACUCAGACAAAAGUACAAGCUACAAUAUAAGAGAAGAAAUAUGAGAGAAAUAUACUAUUUAACUUCAACCCCAAAGCGAAAAAGGGCAGUAUGGAAAAUGCAAAUAAAAUAAGUUGUGAUUUUGAAAUUUACUUUGACUUUUAUUUCACUGCAGACACUACAGCAAACAUUAUUUAAUGUUUAGUGUUUCUUGUUAUUAUGAUUUUAUUAUUUUUUUUAAAUAAACAAGUAUACCAGUUUUAGGAAACUUGCACUUUUGUGAUGACACCGUUGAUGCAUAUUUCAACAAGAAAAUGAAAAAAACACAAUCUGCACACAUUAC